UUGAACAAUGUCAAUGUUUCUGAUUGUUAUGGUUUAUAAGUAUAUAUAAUGAUAGAAUAAAGAUCACGCUAUACUUUAUAUUGUGCAUUUGAACAUUCUCUAUUUACCAUGUAUUUGUAUGUAUUUUUCUUCUUCUUCGUCGCUGUAAUCUCAGCUGAAGCCUCACCAACAUUGCCUAGACAUUUCAGUAAAGCGCACGAUAAGUGCCAAUCCGACCCAGCCUCACACGUUGAUGAAGCGAUUUUAGAUCAAGUGAGACGUGGCGAAAAAGUAAGUGCUCCUAAUCUGCCGAAACACACUCUCUGUAUGAAUAUAGAAACUGGAGUUCAAAGCCAAAAUGGAGACAUAAUUGUGGAAAAUCUGAGAAAACUUCUGGAGAGUGCUGGAGCUGAUAAAGAGAAAGUAGACGAAGCUAUAAGCAAAUGUGGUACUAGGUCUUCUGCUAUCGCCGAAGAAGCUGCUGUGGCUUUAACAAACUGUGUCAUAAAAUAUAGACCUGUACGUCAACAUCAUGACUAAACGAUUCUGUACCAUAUUUUUUAUUUGUGAAUAUAUAUUUUGUGUCUUA
Diorhabda sublineata is the source of this 568-nucleotide messenger RNA. RefSeq lists its product as uncharacterized. Gene Ontology annotation, molecular function: odorant binding. The record is from RefSeq and is a predicted model, not a curated record. The coding region runs from base 109 to 519 and encodes 136 amino acids. The transcript has 2 exons. NCBI's taxonomy places the organism in Eukaryota, Metazoa, Arthropoda, Insecta, Coleoptera, Chrysomelidae.